AUGGCAGAGAACAGUGUUGCCUGGGAGAGCAAGGGCCAGAUCGGAGGUGGAAGGGCAGAAGAGGACACAGCAGACAUGGAGAAGGGGUACCGAGAUCAGUCGCUCGGUCUCCCCCUUCCCGGUCCGGUCCUCCCUCCCGCCCCUCGCUUUCAUCUUCCUAUCCCCACCUCUCCAACCUCCGCGUUCAUCCCCUCCCCUCUCCUCCCUCCCUGCUCCCGCCUGCCCCACCCCUGGGAAGCCCCUCCCGUCGGGCAGCGCCGCCUUUAUAAGCGGGUUCCCUUCCCGGGGGCGGCAGCGGCUGGUCGCAGCUCUGCUAGUGCGGGGGCGGCGAGCCGAGGGCCAAGCGACCGUGGCCGGAGCGCGCCGGCCUCCGCCCGCACCACCCGCACCGCCUUCCCGCCCGCCCUCCGGACGGCCGCAGCCCUGCGGGUCUCGGUUCCAGACCCACCCCCGCCCCACCCCGCGCGCCUCUGCCGCCUCUUCCAGAGACCCAGCUUGCUGAGCGGCCGCCGCUGCCGCUGUCGCCGCCGCCGCCGCCACCGCGCCAGGUUCCGGUCGCGGCCACCCUCCGCCGACCAGGGCCCCUCCGUCCCAGCUCCGGGACCCCGGCUCCCCGCCAGCCUUGGCCCCGGCCCCGGCACCAUGUCGGAGAAGAGCGUGGAGGCAGCGGCCGAGUUGAGCGCCAAGGACCUGAAGGAGAAGAAAGAGAAGGUGGAGGAGAAGGCAGGCCGGAAAGAGCGAAAGAAAGAAGUGGUGGAGGAAGAGGAGAACGGGGCUGAGGAGGAGGAAGAAGAAACCGCGGAGGACGGAGAAGAGGAGGAUGAAGGGGAAGAGGAAGAUGAGGAAGAAGAAGAUGACGACGACGAAGGGCCCGCGCUGAAGAGAGCUGCUGAAGAGGAGGAUGAAGCGGAUCCCAAAAGGCAGAAGACAGAAAAUGGGGCGUCGGCAUGAGCCCCCUGCCAGCGGGCUGGGGACGGGAGGCUCCUCUGGGUCUGGAGGUGGGGGUGGAACCGACAGAGCAGCCACUCUCCACCUGGCUCCCUGCUCUGGGUCCUGCACAGGAGCUGCCACCCCCUUUCUCCCCAGCCUUCUCUUGUCCACCUCUCCGGACACCGCCCCCUCCAUCCUCACUCUGCCGUCGUCCACCCCUUGACCUGCUCCAUCUGAGCUCCCCAGCUGGCCCCCAAGUGCUCCUCUCCUGUCCUUGCCCUCUUCCUCCCCCAGCCAGUCCCAGCCCCUUCCAGUAGCCUGUUCUUCCUAACCCCUGCAUCCCAGCCUCCUGUCCUUCCGCCCCUACCCUGCCUGAUCCUUGGGUCACCCUCAGAUCCCCUUCUCUCAGACAGACAGCGCCAGGCCGGGGCGGGGCCAGGGCUGGGGCCAAGCCCCACAGCUGCUCCUCUCCCCUCCCCCUUUUGUAUAAUUUAAUAAAGAAAUGGUCGCGCUUCUGUUUUUAA
This is a messenger RNA of Manis javanica (Malayan pangolin), 1454 nucleotides long. RefSeq names its product parathymosin (gene PTMS). Gene Ontology annotation, molecular function: histone binding. Gene Ontology annotation, biological process: negative regulation of apoptotic process; positive regulation of transcription by RNA polymerase II. NCBI's taxonomy places the organism in Eukaryota, Metazoa, Chordata, Mammalia, Pholidota, Manidae. The record is from RefSeq and is a predicted model, not a curated record. Gene Ontology annotation, cellular component: nucleus.